ACACAUUUCACAGAGCUGCCUUGUGACUGUAUAUCUUUGGUUACGCUUUUGAGAGCGUGUGCCUGGGAUUGGGAAGAGGUUCCCCUUCUGUGAACUCUCUUUGGCUCAUCCUCAGGACCCCAGGUACAAAGCAUCUCCCCUCCCACCCACAGUCCCCCAGCUUCUGAGGGAGGGAGCGAGUGUUGAUAACCGACCAGACAGAGAAUUGAGAUCCUUAACGCCCUGACAACGCAAAAGGGGCAUAACUGGUUUGGUCUUUUGUAACUGUGUUAAUUACAUUCAAAAAAAGGGGAUUGAAUUACCAUCGUCCGGGAAGGAUGUGGUUUCUCGCUGGCAUCACACCUUUCAGAGGCUGCUUCGGAUUCACAACAGAAGGAAGAGAGUUUCUCCUGCGUCAAUUUCUCAGCGUUUGCACCAAAUCCGACCUCCCCGCUGAGACGUUUGGUAAGAGACAUGGCACACAAGAGAACGAGGGAGGUCGAGCAGUCAAAGAUGAUACUGUCCAUGAACUGGAAAGAGGAAAUGUUACUCCAGAAGAGACUGAGCCUCCUGGAUUCCCUGAAGAGGCAGGUGGCCGACUUUUACUCGCUCGACCAGAGGGUUGCGUACCGCCGCUUUCGAGGCAAACUCUGGCGCUCGGAGCUGGCUCACGCCCGGCUGAUGGGGAGGAAGGAGCUGGUCGAGCGGCUGCAGCAGGUCAGCGCCCUGCCUAGCUUCCACACCACCGUCGGCGACGGCAGCCAGGCGGCGGUCAGGGGAAUCCUGCGGCGGGCCGCCUGCAGCCCUCUGCUGAGCUCCCCGUCUGCCGGAGGGCGGACCGUACCUGGGACAGCCCGAGGGGUCGGCAGCAGGCACCCCGGGGCGAGAGCCCACACCUCGGCCGCCGCUGCAGCGGGGACCAGCGGCGAAUUCGUCCCGAAUGGCAGGCAGGAGUGGGGGGGCGGCAGGCUUAGGGCUGUUCAGCCCGAGUGGGAGUGCACGAGCCGGACUGCAGCGAUAACCAGGGACUCGCCCCGCAACAUCUUCUUGAACCUCGGAGAGCGCGAAGAAAAGCUGCCCCUGCUGGAGAUCCACGCUUACCUGAGUGGCCUGAUGCAGCUGGAGGAGAAGGUGAAGAGUUUCCUGCAGCACAGUCCCGGAGCGAGGGAUGAUGAUGACUCCGAGAGGCUGCAGGCGCUGGGAACACAACCCAGCCACAAACCGCGGCAACUCUCCGCUGAACUAGACCAGGAGGCGGCUCCCUGGCAUUUUGUUGGCAAAGAGUUGCAUCACCGAAGCAUAACCUUUAAAAAACUAGACGAAGGGUUUUGCUCGUUGGGCUGUCCUUGUUGAUUAUUUCCGAAACAUUCCCGCUUCCUGGUCAAAAUUACGCCCCCACCCCCAACUUACAACUUUUUAAUCAGUUUUCGGGCUGUGUUUCAGUUCCGUACAGUCGCUGGCAUGAAGAACAUGGCAGUUGUUUUUUUGAUCUAGGCGCCCCGACACGACAGAAUGACUUCCCUUUACCAAAGCAACGAGAGCACUGUGUAGUUAUGAAAAUUUAUGCCUUGCAUAAGGUGUUGGGAAAUCACUCACAAAGCCACUAUUUGUUGCACAUCCUUAAACUUGAGUAGUUUGCUGGGCCAGCCACAAGUCAGAGAGUAAUGUGACAGACCAGGCAAGUGCGAAGGGUCAGGAAUAGCGAUAAUGGCACGGAGUCAGAAAUCCAGAAUCCCAGGUCAACAUUCUGCCGCUUUAGGUUUGAAUCCCACUACGGCAGACGGUGAAGUUGAAUUCAAUAAAAAGCUAUCCUAAUGAUAUCCCUGAAGGGUCUCGAACCGAAACGCCAGCUUUCCGGCUCCUCUAACGCUACCUGGCCUGCUGUGUUCACCCAGCUCCACACUGUGGUAUCUCAUAGUCCAGCAUUAGCAGUUCUUACUAUCCUAAUGAUGACCAAGUAAUCAUUAUUGAAUGGUGUAAAAACCCAUCUGCCUCAACUAAGGAAGUUCAGGGAAGGAACCCUGCUAUGGUCAGACUGGGGGAGGACAACAAUGUGGUAGACUCUUAGCCGAGCCCGUGACACCCACAUCCCAUGGAUUUCAGAAGAAAAAGGACAGUUUUUAAAUAACAAUUAUCAGUUACCAUCAAGGCUAGUAAUGUAUACUAGGUACAUUAAGUGAAUUAAUUGAAUUUAAAUUUCACAAUAAUGGGAUUUGUACUCUCUUGAGCAUUAGUCGAGUGAUAUCUUCAUAAACCUGGCUUUCUUAAUAAAUUCUGUUUUACUAACUUGAA
Messenger RNA from Rhincodon typus (whale shark), 2271 nucleotides. RefSeq lists its product as uncharacterized. The transcript is spliced from 2 exons. The coding region runs from base 454 to 1332 and encodes 292 amino acids. The record is from RefSeq and is a predicted model, not a curated record. Lineage: Eukaryota; Metazoa; Chordata; Chondrichthyes; Orectolobiformes; Rhincodontidae.